Molecule: messenger RNA, 747 nt
Organism: Trichoplax adhaerens
Lineage: Eukaryota; Metazoa; Placozoa; Uniplacotomia; Trichoplacea; Trichoplacidae
Exons: 2
Molecular function (GO): protein binding
Source: RefSeq, a predicted model, not a curated record
CUACCCAAAGAGUUUGAUCAAUUAAUCAACUUGGAGAAGCUCUAUCUGAGUGGUAACCAAUUUAAAACAUUUCCAUCGCAAAUAUGCCAUUUAACCAGAUUGAGAACGCUCUAUUUUGGUGGUAAUCGACUGGAGACGGUACCUCAAAGUAUAAUCAAUUUAAAGCGAUUGGAAAUUCUCUACUUAGGUGGCAAUCAAUUGACUCAAGUACCAGCUGAAUUGGGCGCCUUGGAUUGCUUGCGCGCUCUAAUGUUGUGCGACAAUAAAUUAAAAAUUAUACCUGUAGCCUUGUCUAAGUUAACCAAGCUAAGAUCACUUAGCUUGCAUAAUAAUCAAUUGACCACUCUACCGGUUGAAAUUAUCCAUUUAGUCCACUUAUCGGAUUUAAGCUUACGAAAUAAUCCAUUGGUUUUUCAAUUUAUCCAAGAGUUGGAGUAUGAAGUUCCAACUCUCAAGGAAUUAAGUGGUCGAAUUAUUCGUAACUCCAAAAUUCCGUAUCGUCAGCUACCACUACCGCAAUGUUUAGUUAAAUUUUUAGAUUCUGCUCGACGUUGUCCGAAAUGCCGUGGUGUUUAUUUUGAUACAAGAGUUAAAGAAGUAAAAUUUGCUGAUUUUUGUGGAAAGUACCGUUUACCGCUACUGAGAUAUUUAUGCUCGCCACCAUGUCAAUCUGGCAAUUCAAGCGAUUAUAGUAGCGAGGAAGAAGAAGCAGCUCAAAGGCAGAAAAUGCAAAGAGUCUUGUUAGGC